AUGACAACCCAGAUGGAUCUUGAUAUGGUGCACCUUCGCCUCAUCCUGGUCAGUGGCAAAACACAAGACUUCACUUUCUCCCCUAAUGACUCUGCCACAGACAUCGCCAAGCAUGUGUUUGACAACUGGCCAACAGGAUGGGAGGAGGAGCGGGUGAGCAGUCCCAGUAUAUUGCGCCUCAUCUUCCAGGGGCGCUUCCUUCAUGGCAACGUCACCCUGGGAGCUCUAAAGCUUCCGCCGGGCCGAACGACUGUCAUGCACCUGGUUGCCAGAGAGACUCUUCCAGAGCCCAACUCUCAUGGUCAAAGAAACAGAGAAAAAACCACAGAGAGCAACUGCUGCCUCCUCUUGUAA
This is a messenger RNA of Menidia menidia (Atlantic silverside), 354 nucleotides long. Lineage: Eukaryota; Metazoa; Chordata; Actinopteri; Atheriniformes; Atherinopsidae. The record is from the annotation of a GenBank genome assembly.